Molecule: messenger RNA, 4477 nt
Organism: Pseudoliparis swirei
Lineage: Eukaryota; Metazoa; Chordata; Actinopteri; Perciformes; Liparidae
Gene: drosha
Product: drosha ribonuclease III
Exons: 32
Coding region: 172-4254 (1360 amino acids)
Biological process (GO): primary miRNA processing; regulation of gene expression; rRNA processing
Cellular component (GO): nucleus
Molecular function (GO): double-stranded RNA binding; ribonuclease III activity
Source: RefSeq, a predicted model, not a curated record
UGAAAGCGUGGUCCCCUCACGGAGCUCGUCUCAUUGGAAAAAGAGCUUCAGGCAAUUUUUUAUACAAUAAACGUCGGAGUUAUUUUAUAUUAUAAUUUAUUAUAAAGCAGCCGUGAAGACGGAACGAUGCGCUUCAUUUUCUAGCGCUGCUCGUUUUUUUAAAAUAAAGCCAUGUCUUUCCACCAGGACCGGGGCGGAGUGCCUCCGGGCCAGCAGCACGGCUCCCAGCAGCAAAGCUACCGCCCCAGCAACCUGAGGCCGCCGCCGCCGCCCCCCGUCUCCCAGUACCACUACGACCCUCAGGCUCCUCCCACUCCCAGCUACCACGGAAGCAGCGGCUACCUGCCGCCGCGCUCCGACUUCAUGCGCUACCCUCCGCCGGUGCCGUCCCCGACGCCCGGUUCUCUCAGCCAGUGCCCGGUGCGGCCCCCGUUCCCCAAGCCGCCGGGCCGGCAGGGCUUCCUGGAGCCGCCCCCUCACUUCCCCCCGCCCCCCCUCCCCGGCUCCUCGGGGGGUCCCGCGUCGGGGUCCCAGGCGUCUGCUCAGAACGCCUACCACCCGUACAUGAUGCCCCCGCCGCCGCCGAUGCCGCACCCGUCCAUGCCCCCCCCCAUGGCGUCGCAGCCCGUGAGCUACCACUCCCCGUACUCCGUGAACUACCCCCACCCCCACCCUCCGUUCCCCCCGCCCACCUACAGCCCCGGCUACGCCCAGAGCGCCGCCCCGUUCAAGCCGGACCACGGCUUCAGGCAAGCGGGCCAGUACAAGUACGAGAAGCCCCCCCCGCCCACGGAGGGCAGGAGGUCUCCGGAGAGAGGCUAUCGCCACGACGACCACAAGCAGAAGGGUGGCUACGGCGGCGACAGGCACAAAAUGGAGUUCCCCGGAGAGAGGAAGGACCGCGGGAGGAGCCCUCCGGACAAGCGCGGCCGGCCGGAGGCGGGGCGGUACAGGUCCGACUACGACCGGGGGCGGAGCUCCCCCCGACUCCGGAGCCGGGACCGCAGCAGGGAGCGGUACCGCCACCGGGAGAGCCGGAGGUCGCCGUCGCCCGACCGGCACCGGAAGAGACCACGAAGCCGCUCCUCCAGCAGAGACAGGAAGCGCGGCCGCUGGGAGGACGACCGCGACCGGCGGUCGGAGAGCUCCUCGGGCCCGAGCAGCCGGGAGCGCAGCCACGCCUCCGGCAGGAGCCGCAACUCGGAGGACGCCGCCGCCGCCGACCGGGACCGGGAGAGGGAGCGCGACCGGGAGAAGGAGAAGGAGAAAGACGAGGAGAAGGAGGAAGACCAGCAGCUGAAACCCGCCUGGAUCCGCUGCACGCACGCCGAGAACAACUACUCCAACGACCCCAUGGACCAAGUGGGCGACUCCACGGUGGUGGGCACCAGCAAGCUGCGCUCGCUGUACGAGCGCUUCGAGGAGGAGCUGGGGAGGCGGCAGCAGCGGGCCAAGGCCGUCCGGCCCAUGUGGGACCCCCCCAAGACCAAGCUGGACGAGGACCCCUGUGCCCAGGCCUGCAAGACCAACGGCAGCAGCAGUGAGUCUGACGUGGAGUCUGACGGCGAGGGCAGCUCGUGCUCCAGCAGCUCCGACUCGGACGUGUUCGACGUCAUCGCCGAGAUCAAGAGGAAGAAGGCUCACCCCGACCGGCUGCACGAGGAGCUGUGGUACAACGACCCGGGCCAGAUGAACGACGGGCCCCUGUGUAAGUGCAGCUCCAAGGCCAGACGCACGGGGAUCCGCCACAGCAUCUACCCGGGGGAGGAGCCGGUGAAGCCGUGCCGUCCGAUGAACAACAACUCUGGGAAACUGUUCCACUACCGGAUCACCGUGUCCCCGCCCACCAACUUCCUGACCGAAAGGCCGACGGUGAUCGAGUACGAUGACCACGAGUACCUGUUCGAAGGCUUCUCUCUUUUCUCCCACAAGCCUCUCACUAACAUCCCGUUGUGCCGCGUGAUCCGCUUCAACAUCGAUUACACCAUCCACUUCAUCGAGGAGAUGACGCCGGAGAACUAUUGCGUCCAGGGUUUGGAGCUGUUUGCCUCGUACUUGUUCCAGGACGUCCUCGAGCUGUACGACUGGAACCUGACAGGUCCAGAGUUCUUGCCCUCCGGAUGCCAGCGGUUCCACUUCAUGCCGCGCUUCGUCCGCUUCCUCCCGGACGGGGGGAAGGAGGUGCUGUCCAUGCACCAGGUGCUGCUCUACCUGCUGCGCAGCAGCAAGCCGCUGGUGCCCGAGGAGGAGAUCGCCGACAUGCUGCAGUGGGAGGAGCUGGAGUGGCAGAAGUACGCCGAGGAGUGCAAGGGCAUGAUCGUCACCAACCCGGGCAUGAAGCCGAGCUCGGUGCGCAUCGACCAGCUGGACCGGGAGCAGUUCAACCCCGACGUCAUCACCUUCCCCAUCAUCGUGCACUUUGGGAUCCGCCCGGCUCAACUCAGCUACGCAGGAGACCCCCAGUACCAGAAGCUGUGGAAGAGCUAUGUGAAACUGCGCCACCUGCUGGCCAACAGCCCCAAGGUCAAGCAGAUGGACAAGCAGAAGCUGACGCAGAGAGAGGAAGCUCUGCAGAAGAUCCGUCAGAAGAACACGAUGCGGCGCGAGGUGACGGUGGAGCUGAGCAGCCAGGGCUUCUGGAAGACCGGCAUCAGGUCUGACGUCUGUCAGCACGCCAUGAUGCUGCCCGUCCUCACCCAUCACAUCCGCUACCACCAGUGUCUGAUGCACCUGGACAAGCUCAUCGGCUACGUCUUCAAGGAGCGCUGCCUCCUGCAGCUGGCCAUGACUCACCCCAGCCACCACCUCAACUUCGGCAUGAACCCCGACCACGCCCGCAACUCGCUCUCCAACUGCGGCAUCCGGCAGCCCAAGUACGGCGACCGGAAGGUCCACCACAUGUACAUGAGGAAGAAGGGCAUCAACACGUUGAUCAACAUCAUGUCUCGCCUGGGCCAGGACGACCCCUCCCCCUCCAGGAUCAAUCACAACGAGCGGCUGGAGUUCCUGGGCGACGCCGUCGUUGAGUUCCUCACCAGCGUGCACCUGUACUACCUGUUCCCCGGCCUGGAGGAGGGCGGCCUCGCCACCUACAGAACGGCCAUCGUGCAGAACCAGCACCUGGCCAUGCUCGCCAAGAAGCUGGAGUUGGACCGCUUCAUGCUCUACGCUCACGGGCCGGAUCUGUGCCGGGAGUCGGACCUGCGGCACGCCAUGGCCAACUGCUUCGAGGCUCUCAUUGGCGCCGUGUAUCUGGAGGGGGGCCUCACGGAGUCCCGGCAGCUCUUCGGACGCCUGCUCUUCAAAACCGAGGGCUUACAGGAGGUCUGGCUCAACUACCCCCCCCACCCCCUGCAGGUCCAGGAGCCCCAGACGGACCGGCAGCUCAUCGAGACGUCUCCGGUCCUCCAGAAGCUGACGGGCUUCGAGGACUCCAUCGGGACGCUCUUCACACACGUGCGCCUCCUGGCGCGGGCCUUCACCCUGAGGACCGUGGGCUUCAACCACCUCACGCUGGGCCACAACCAGAGGAUGGAGUUCCUGGGCGACUCCAUCAUGCAGCUGGUGGCCACGGAGUACCUCUUCAUCCACUUCCCCGACCACCACGAGGGACACCUCACGCUCCUGCGCAGCUCGCUGGUGAACAACCGCACGCAGGCCAAGGUGGCGGAGGAGCUGGGCAUGCAGGACUUCGCCAUCACCAACGACAAAACCAAGAGGCCCGUCGCCCUGCGCACCAAGACGCUGGCCGACCUGCUGGAGUCUUUCAUCGCCGCCCUCUACAUCGACAAGGACCUGGAGUACGUGCACACCUUCAUGAACGUCUGCUUCUUCCCCCGGCUGAAGGAGUUCAUCCUGAACCAGGACUGGAACGACCCAAAGUCUCAGCUGCAGCAGUGCUGCCUGACCCUGAGGACGGAGGGCAAGGAGCCCGACAUCCCCCUGUACAAGACCCUGCAGACCGUGGGGCCGUCUCACGCCCGCACCUACACCGUGGCCGUGUACUUCAAGGGGGAGCGCAUCGGCUGUGGCAAGGGGCCCAGCAUCCAACAGGCGGAAAUGGGAGCCGCGAUGGACGCGCUCGAGAAAUAUAACUUCCCGCAGAUGGCUCAUCAGAAGCGCUUCAUCGAGCGUAAAUACCGACAGGAGCUGAAGGAGAUGAGGCGGGAGCGCGAGCGCCAGGAGAAGGAGACCGACGGGCCGGCAGGAAGCGACAGCCGGCCAAUCGAGAGCCGCGACUCCCACGUCCACUAGCCCCGCCCCCUCCGACCGCGGUCCAACGGGUUCGGGGCCGCUCGGCGGCGGCGGCGCGCGUCGUGUUCAUCGUCGUCGACUUUUUAAAUCCCCAAAAGCUCCGCAGGAGUUCACACACGGCAAAAUAAAUAAAGACGUGGUUUUAAAAUGAAAAGUACGAAAUGAUCAUAAAUAAAACCAUCUGAUAUAAAACUGUAAAUAAAGUUUCACAUCAUUAACUGGA